Molecule: messenger RNA, 1011 nt
Organism: Hordeum vulgare subsp. vulgare (domesticated barley)
Lineage: Eukaryota; Viridiplantae; Streptophyta; Magnoliopsida; Poales; Poaceae
Product: E3 ubiquitin protein ligase DRIP1-like
Exons: 7
Coding region: 1-1011 (336 amino acids)
Molecular function (GO): ubiquitin-protein transferase activity
Source: RefSeq, a predicted model, not a curated record
AUGGUUGCGGGCGGCGGAGAGACGGGGAACGCGCCGGGAGUAGCUCGCGUGCUGCGGGCGGCGCUCGCCCCGCGCUUGACGUGCCCGCUCUGCAAGGGCUACUUCCGGGAUGCCAACGCCUUCAAGCAGUGCGGCCACACAUUUUGCUUGGAGUGUAUCAUGAAAAAAAUAGAUGAGGAGGAGAUCGAAACCUGUCCUGUAUGCGAUGAUGCUCUUGGGAUUGCUCCUGAAGAAAAACUCAGGGCUGAUGAAAGCAUUCAAGCUAUCAGGGACAGUGUGUUUCCACAUGAGACAGAAGUUGAUGCUUCUGAGCCUCCAACUAUUACAUUGCCAGCGACGAUAGAAGAGAGGUCCAUUUCGAACUUUGUUGAAACCCCAAAGAUGGCACCAAAAUCAACCAAGAUGACAAUAUCUGCAAAUAAAAAUAAGAAUAGUGCAGAUAUUUCUAAAAAUGGAAAGAAUCAUGAGACUAUUGGCAAGGAAGAGCUUUACAAGCCCUUACGUAGUUUAAUCGGUUCAAGUGCGAAGAAAUCUAAAAAAUCAAGUUCUUGUAUUAGCAAAAAUAAAGCAACCACAGAGCAUAGUUCGAGGGAAAGCACAGAAGAAGACUCGCAUGAUAGAAUAACUACCCCAGUCUGGUUUUCACUACUGACUGCACCAAAACAGGCAAAAGCUAAACGGCUGCCUCAGAUAGAAAACAAUUUCUACAGAAUUAAAGAUGGAACUAUGCAGGUCUCCUCCAUCCUGAAGCUCCUUAUUAAAAAACUUGAACUAGCAAGUGAUGCUAAGGUGGAGAUCUUAUGCCAUGACAAAUCGGUCUGCCCCUCGACGACAUUGCAGGGCCUCCUCAAGCGAUGGUUGAGCUGCAAACCGAAGGACAAGGUCCAAAGGCCGGUGGGGGCUCCAGCGGAUGAGUUCGUUAUGGAGCUGCACUACCGGCAGUGCCUGGGGUCCAAGUAUCUCUGCUCCGCGAAGAAGAUAACCUCCCUGAUAUGCCAUUGCAGCACCUAA